AUGAUAGCACUGCCAUUAUUGACAUGCAUUUUGUGUUUUCUUCCAUCUUUGCAGCCCUCAGAUGACGAGCCAGCUGACAGUGACAGCAGCAUACAUACGAUGACGUCUGAAUCACAAUUAUCUUACGGCAAGCAAAGUGGUGCUAUCAGGAAAGCAGGAUGGCUGGUUGUGAAGAACUGGCUGAUCCACAAGAAGCGCAAAUUGGAAUUAGCUCCAAAACGCAAUUGGAAGCGCUACUGGGUAUGUCUGAAAGGAACUAUGCUACUUUUCUUUGACUGUGAUGAAGAAAGUGCUAUAACAGAAGACAGUGCCCCAAGACAUGUACUAGGUGUUCGUUACUUUUCAGUCAUUGAGGGAGGAAUAGCACAAGCCGUACCCGAACACCCCAAAAGGGAAAACAUUUUCUCUCUCAGCACUGCAUUUGGAGAUGCUUACCUAUUUCAGGCACCAUCACAAAUUGAACUGGAGAACUGGAUCCGUGCCAUCCACUCAGCGUGCGCAUCGCUGUUUGCAAGGCAGCAUGGGAAGGAUAACACCCUGAAGUUGCUGAAGAGUGAGAUUCAACGACUUGAAACAAAUAUAGAUAUGGAUGUAAAAAUGAAAAAAAUGGCUGAACUCCAGUUGACCGUGGUAACUGACCCCAAAAGCCGAACAGCAAUUGUGAAACAGAUUAAUCAGUGGGAAGAGAACCUAGAGAAACUAUUUAUAGAACAGUACCGUUUACGUUGUUAUAUGGCUUCACUUCAAGGGUCAGAACUUCCCAACCCAAAGAGUUUGUUAGCGAACGUGUCCAAGUCCUCGAAAGGUAUCCUGGGGCGUCUUGGCAUCUUCACUGUGACAUCAUUCCACGCUCUGGUCUGUGCACGUUCUCCACCAACUAUGACUGCCAUGCAAGGGAAAACACUCCCUGCCAAGAAGUCCAAUUCUGCUGUUCCUAAGAGCAGUGAACUACAGGGUGGAACACUGGGACGGCAUCCAAAUCAAUCUGCAAUGCAAGCUCCACUUGCCUCAAGUGGGCAUAGUGAGAAAUAUUCGCACAAGGAAUUAGAUAGAGAUCAUCGAGACGAUCGGCAAACACCAGACAGCAUGCCACCAAACCGGACAGACACUCCUGAUAGCGGAACCAAAGAGGGUCUAUCAAAGAUCUCCUUACCACAUAACCAGCAACGUGCAGGGUAUUUCUCACCUAGAACAAAAGGAAAACACUGCAUUCAUAAAAGACACGAUGACAAUCAGCACGCUCCUGGAGUACGUAUGAAUAACACUCUUCUUCACUCUGUAUCUAUCUAUCUAUCUUAUCUAUCUAUCUAUCUCUCAAUCUAUCUAUCUAUAUAA
Molecule: messenger RNA, 1335 nt
Organism: Acanthosepion pharaonis
Lineage: Eukaryota; Metazoa; Mollusca; Cephalopoda; Sepiida; Sepiidae
Source: the annotation of a GenBank genome assembly